Molecule: messenger RNA, 469 nt
Organism: Staurois parvus
Lineage: Eukaryota; Metazoa; Chordata; Amphibia; Anura; Ranidae
Source: the annotation of a GenBank genome assembly
AGGGAUUGGCAGAGAGGGGUGGAGGACACUGAAUGGAGGCCAGUGGAGGGUUUGGCAGAGAGGGGUGGAGGACACUGAAUGGAGGCCAGAGGAGGGAUUGGCAGAGAGGGGUGGAGGACACUGAUGGAGGCCAGUGGAGGGAUUGGCAGAGAGGGGUGGAGGACACUGAGUGGGGGCCAGUGGAGGGAUUGGCAGAGAGGGGUGGAGGACACUGAGUGGAGCCUAGUGGAGGGAUUGGCAGAGAGGGGUGGCAGAUAUGGAAUGGUCGGCCAAUGAGGAGGGAGUUACAAUAGUCAAGGUGAGAUGUAACAAGGGAAAGUCAGGGGAGGGGGCACGGGCUGGAGGGAAUAGUUAGUAAUGUGAGAGGAGACUGAAGGGGUGAGGUGAGGAGGAGACUGAAAAGGUGAGGUGAGGAGACUGAAGGAGUGAGGUGAGGAGGAGACUGAAAAGGUGAGGAAUAGAAAGAAAG